Messenger RNA from Anastrepha obliqua, 1055 nucleotides. RefSeq lists its product as uncharacterized. Bases 90 to 842 code for a protein of 250 amino acids. The record is from RefSeq and is a predicted model, not a curated record. Lineage: Eukaryota; Metazoa; Arthropoda; Insecta; Diptera; Tephritidae. Gene Ontology annotation, molecular function: protein binding. The transcript is spliced from 3 exons.
GCGGCCACUCAAUUAACGUUGUGGGCCCUCCUACUUAUGGUUGCGAUUAUUUUAAAGAAAUUACUAGAAUUUAAAUAAAUAGUGCAUCAAUGGAUCUCACAGCUCGUAACACAUUAAUCCUUCCGAUCACGCCGCUUGCCAUUAAUAAUUGCGUUUUCGAUUUUGAUGGUAGCGAUUUUGAUCCAGACGAUAAUACUUCAUUAACACCCUUGCUUCGUCGGCUUACGGCUACACCAAAAUUGCUUACACCAAAAUCGUUCCUACUCACUGCGGCGACGUCGCCUGCAACCGCAGCAGUAGCAAGAGCGCAAGCAGUGACGCCGACAAUCAUUAAUGGCCGACUCGCACCACCCCAGUUGCCACAACAAUGCAGCAAUUCGCCACAGCGUCGGGGUUUUCGCCGUUUGCCUUCGCCAUGUACAACCGCGGGAAGUAUCCCCAUACGUGUUGAGGUGCCAACGCAGCACAACCUCGGGGCAGAGAGUAAAAGUAAUAGCUGUAGAAACAAUAGUAGUAGUAAAAGCAAUUCGAACGCCAGCAAUUUAGCUGCGCGACGUCGCUGCCGGCAGCUACGUUUGCAGGAGCUGCAACGUCGUUAUGCAGUGCCUUUUGAAGUGCAUGCCGUACCGAAGCCACUGAGUCCGCGUGUGGGUUAUUUGUUGCGGCGUGUAGGCAUGAUCCGGUAUAGAUCGUUGUUUCAAAUGGAAGAAGUGGAUUUUGUAGUGUUUCGUACGCUGAGCGAACGAGAUUUGCAAACACUGGGUAUUGCGGAUGCAAACGAUCGUGAAGAGAUUUUUAAAGCUGUGCUGUUAGCAGAUGUGCUGAUUUUGGAAUUGGUUUAACAAUGAAUGUAGGACGCAUAAUGAUGUUGAAAUGUAUAAACGACUUGUAUUUGGGCGGUAGUGGGACUAUCAAAAAUUAAAAGUCAGUUAAAAAAUGUAUUAUCGAUUUAUGUAUUUAAAUGUAUUUGUAGUCUCAACAGUUUUUUGUAUUAGAGAAUUAGUUAAUUAUUGUCACAUUAGCUAAUUCCAAUUACUUUUGGUUAUGUAAUCCAA